Molecule: messenger RNA, 635 nt
Organism: Alexandromys fortis (reed vole)
Lineage: Eukaryota; Metazoa; Chordata; Mammalia; Rodentia; Cricetidae
Gene: Rps18
Product: ribosomal protein S18
Exons: 4
Coding region: 133-591 (152 amino acids)
Biological process (GO): translation
Cellular component (GO): small ribosomal subunit; cytosol; ribosome
Molecular function (GO): structural constituent of ribosome; RNA binding
Source: RefSeq, a predicted model, not a curated record
AGAGAAGCCGUUUCCUGAAGCGCGCCUGCUAGAUAGCCCCGCCUCUUCCUCCGGGACGGUAUAUAAGGACGAUGCGUCAUUUCCGCUCCCUCUUCCACGGGAGGCCUACACGCCGCCGAUUGUGCCACCGCCAUGUCUCUCGUGAUCCCGGAGAAGUUCCAGCACAUCCUGCGAGUACUCAACACCAACAUCGAUGGGCGGCGGAAAAUAGCCUUUGCCAUCACUGCCAUUAAGGGUGUGGGGCGAAGAUACGCUCAUGUGGUGUUGAGGAAAGCGGACAUUGACCUCACCAAGAGGGCUGGAGAGCUCACGGAGGACGAGGUGGAGCGUGUGAUCACCAUCAUGCAGAACCCCCGGCAGUACAAGAUCCCAGACUGGUUCUUGAACAGACAGAAGGAUGUGAAGGACGGGAAGUACAGCCAGGUGCUGGCCAACGGCCUGGACAACAAGCUGCGCGAGGACCUGGAGCGGCUGAAGAAGAUUCGGGCCCAUAGGGGGCUGCGCCACUUCUGGGGCCUUCGUGUCCGAGGCCAGCACACCAAGACCACUGGCCGCCGGGGCCGCACUGUGGGUGUAUCCAAGAAGAAAUGAGUCCCUGGGCCUUUGCUGUUAAUAAAUAGUUUAUAUGCCUGUGA